CAUGACGGGUGGAAUUAGUUGGCCCUCUCAGAAGCCUAGCCGGGGGGACGCGUAGAUCGACUCAUUGGGCAACACGUGUACGGUAGAGGUGACGCGGAAUAAACAAAAUGGUCUGGGAGCGAAUAUCGAUGAGCCAGCUCAACAACCACCACGGCCACCGUAUGUACAUCGUAUGUUUGUACACUCAUCAGAUAUACGACACGUGUAUGAUGACGUGGAUGGUGCCUCGUCACCGCACCACCUCCUCCCCUCUCUCCAUCUCUUCUCCUCAUUCCCCCCUUUCUCUCUCUGCAAAAACAAAAAAAAACGGGAAAAAAGGAAAAAAAACUCUUUCCCUCCGUUUCUAGAGAGAGAAAGUGGAAGCAUAGAGAGAGAAAAUGCUGAGGCUGAGAAGCUAGGGCUAGAUUUAGGGGUUGUGGUGUGUUGUGUGUGGCGUGCCGUGUGCGAUCUUUUUUUCGCCAUUGAAGAGAGUGGAAGCUUGUUGGAAUUUCCGGAACGGUUUUGCCCUUUUUUGUUUUCUUUUUUUCUUGGGUGUUUUGGUUUGGGAAGCGGAGAGGAGGAGAUUUGAAGGUACGUGGAAUUCGGAGUCUGAUUUGUCUGAAUUUUUGGAUUCGGAUUGGAGGAUUUGAUGGUGGAGUUCCGACAUUUGGCUCUGUUUGGUUGCUGAGAAAACGGGGAAAGGGAAAGGGAGAGAAAACGAAGUUAUAAUUUUAUUUUUCUUUUUCUAUGCGAGUGUUUUUGGUUUCUGUAAAAGGAAAAAAAGUCAAUUAAGUCAAGGGGUUGCUGAGAAAUGUAGGAAAAUAAGGGAAAUCAAAAUUUUGACUAAGGAAACACUUAACUAAGCGGAACUUGCUGUCGUUGAGUUCGAUUAUUUGCGUUUCUUUUCUAUUUUUGUUUUUUGUUUGUCAAACAAAAUUUAAAUGCUGUAGAGGACUCGGAAUUUUGUUUUUCUUUUGUUUUCCUUCGUUUUCUCGGGAGCCAAACAGAAGAGGAGAGUUGGAACUCAUCUGGAUCUCUCUAAUCGGUCUUUGUUCCUGCUAUGAACUUUUGCGCACUUAUUUUGAGUGCCGGUUUACUUAUGUUGAUUUUAGAUGUGUUCUUGCGCUCUUCCAUGGGAAAUUUUCUUAUAAUUUGCAGUUUUAUUAGGUUUCUAUAAUUUCUAAGAGUCCAUUUGGAUGAUGAGCAGUGAAACUGUACUCACUGGAAGCAUUGUUUUCAGAAAAUAGAAAUUUCUGUAGAUUAUUUCCAAAAAAUAAAAAAAAAAAGAGAGUAAAUUGAGUUCUUUAUUUCAUGAACACAUACUAGGAUAUUUUUGUCAUUUAGUUUCCAUACUAUCUCGGUGAUAUCGAUUUGCUGCUACUCUAUCAUUUCUACCCUUCGCUUUCUUGGUAUCGGUGGGGAUGGUGGAAAGACAUUGAUGACCCUUUCUUUUUUGUUUUGUUUUGUUUUGUUUUUUUGUUUUUUUUUUUUUCUUUUUCCAUUUUUGUCCGUUAAAUUUUUUCUUAUUUAUUUAUUUGUUUUAUCGUGUGGAUCAAUAACCUUUUCUGCUGUAGUUGUGGGUUAAAUAACUUGUGUGAAUAUAUAGAUCUAAUAAAUUUUGGUUGUAUUCUUGGAGGAUCUUAUAGAUUAUAUAAUGAAUCGUUGGACCUUUAAUCAUAUUGAGUGAUUUAGUUGAGUGAUAACAGUCUAAAUUCUUCCUUUAGAGAUGGUUUUUGGCUUGAUGGAAUGUUGUUUAUGCAGCUACUUACUAUUCUUUUUUGGUAAUACUUCCAAAAUAUUGAGUUGUUUUCUCUUAUGUUUAUGAAGCAACCGAAGCUAUAUGUAGUUUCUAACUCAUACACGCUAUACCUAAUAUCUUAGGGUCAUCUUCUGGUGAAGAUAUGUUGACUAAUCUCAAUUAUGUGAGGUUCAACACUCAAAAUACAAAGCAGCCUCUCACUUGGUUAGAGUUAACAUGGACAGUUACCCAAGGGCUCCUGAAUUGUGAAAGUAAACCUUCCCCAUCUGUUAUCCGAUUUUUGCAGAAAUUGGUCUUUGUAGGUUAUCCGAAAUAUUUCAGGGUAAUGCUUUGUUGGGUCUGAUUGUGCUACUCUUGUUAGAAGGUUCUGAUUGAACCUUUUUAUAUGUGGAGUUCCCAGUAUAAAGGCUGCUAGAACUUUGGUGAAUGGAGAGUUUGGGUCUAGUGUAUUCCUCUGGUAUUCAUGUUGGGUCAAGACGUUCAUUAGUGGCACUGUUUCUUAAAGGAAAGUUAAGGAGGGGAAGUUCAUCUUUGGAGAUUUAUAUAUCCUUCUCAUUUUGUGAAGCAGAAUCUAGUUGUUGAAUUAGCCUUGUGGAUUCAUGUUGGGGGGAGAAAUAUGUAGAGAUUCCAUUGAAUCUGAAAGUAUUUAUUCUCUAAUUGUAUGGUGUUAUGAGCAUCAUGUUGUGUUUCUGUUGUUACCCUGUUCCAAACAAGCUGAGCAACCCUAAUUUCCAAAUUGACUUUGAACUUCAGUGUUUCAAAAAACAAUACAGAACCCAUGCACGUCAAACAAGUUUGUGGUUGCACAAGUGAUGUUGUGACCCUGGGUUAGCAAGUUUAAUUGGAAAAGUGAUGUAGAGAUAUGGUCCAGUUGUAGUAGUAAUUAGGGGAACUUUGUGGUUACAAUCAUCUGCUUGAUUUGUGGGCUAAGUGGAAUCUAAUGCUGACAAGAUUUUAACCAGAGAAACAGAAUAGGCUAAGCAUUUUCUUUAUCAUCCUCAAUCAAUUGAGAGUUCCUGCAUUGGUGCUUGUCCAUGGGGAAUGAAGAAGAGGGGAAGUCCCCUAAGCCUGAAAAACCAACUUCACCUCCACCACCGGAUCAAGCCAAUAUUCAUGUGUAUCCUGAUUGGGCAGCCAUGCAGGCAUAUUAUGGCCCCAGGGUCACUCUACCUCCAUAUUACAAUUCAGCUAUGGCAUCUGGUCAUGCUCCUCAUCCUUACAUUUGGGGCCCUCCACAGCCAAUGAUGCCGCCUUAUGGGCCACCAUAUGCGGCAAUCUACUCGCCUGGAGGUGUUUAUCCACAUCCUGCAGUUCCUCUUGGGUCACAUUCACAUGGGCAUGGGGUUCAAUCAUCACCUGUUGUAAGCGAAGCAUUGGCUGCACCUCCUUUGAGCAUAGAAACACCUGCAAAGUCAUCAGGAAAUACAGACCGUGGUUUAAUGAAGAAGUUGAAAGGGUUUGAUGGGCUUGCAAUGUCCAUAGGGAAUGGCAAUGGUGAGAGCACCGAGGGUGGGUCUGAUCAUGGAUUAUCUCAGAGUGGAGAAACUGAAGGUUCCAGUGAUGGAAGUGAUGGGAAUACAGCAGGGGCAGAUCAAACUAGAAGGAAAAGAAGCCGGGAGGGAACACCACCUAUAGGUGGAGAUGGGAAAACUGAGACACAGGCCACUUCAGCUCCUUCUGCAGAGGUAAAUGCAGGUUCUGAUAAGGUGUUGGGUGUUGCUGUCCCUCCCACUAGUGUCACAGGAAAAUUGGCAGGAGCUGUACUUUCUCCUAGAAUGAGCACAGCAUUGGAGCUCAGAAAUCCUCCUAGUGUGAAUGCAAAAACUAGUCCGAGUAGCAUCCCUCAACCUGGUGCUAUGGUGCCUUCUGACACAUGGAUACUGAAUGAAAGGGAGAUAAAACGUGAGAGGAGAAAACAGUCUAAUCGAGAAUCUGCAAGAAGGUCAAGGUUGAGGAAGCAGGCUGAGACCGAAGAACUUGCACUGAAAGUUGAAAGCUUGAAUACUGAGAAUUCGGUACUUAAAUCUGAAAUUAAUCGCUUAAGAGAGAAUUCAGAGAAACUGAAGCUUGAAAAUGCCACAUUAAUGGAGAAACUAAAAAGCGCACAGUUAGAACAAGCAGAAGAUACACAUUUGAAUAAGGUCGACGACAAGAGAGUCCUGCCUGUCAGCACAGAGAACCUACUUUCCAGAGUCAAUAAUUCAGGUUCUGUCGACAGGAGCACUGAGGAAGAAGGCGACAUGUACGAGAAAAACACAAACACUGGCGCAAAGCUGCACCAACUUCUGGAUACGAGUCCCAGGGCAGAUGCAGUGGCUGCUGGAUGAUCAAGUCACCUGUAAAAAUCUGCUGCCACUUUUAUCAUUCAUCAACUUUUUUAAAAGUGAAUCCUGUGGUUUUGGUCAUAAUUACAAACCCAAAAUUACUGCUAACAAAAUAGGUGAAUAGAACGAGUAUCUGAAGAAAAACUGGAUUCUAAUUUUUACCUGUAACUUAGUUUCUCUGAUGAUAAAACCAAUAUGUAUUAUAUUUUAGAUUUCAGAGUGGUGGGAUUGACGCCCUGAAAGGUAGUGUACAUUGAAGAGAAUGAGAGAUUUUGUUUGGGGGAGAAUCUUCGAACCUUUAAUAUACCAUAUAAUAUAAUAUCUGGUGGUUGUGCAAUUUGUACUCA
Vitis vinifera (wine grape) is the source of this 4409-nucleotide messenger RNA. Its product is annotated as common plant regulatory factor 1. The transcript is spliced from 13 exons. The record is from RefSeq and is a predicted model, not a curated record. Gene Ontology annotation, cellular component: nucleus. The coding region runs from base 2773 to 4065 and encodes 430 amino acids. NCBI's taxonomy places the organism in Eukaryota, Viridiplantae, Streptophyta, Magnoliopsida, Vitales, Vitaceae. Gene Ontology annotation, molecular function: sequence-specific DNA binding; DNA-binding transcription factor activity. Gene Ontology annotation, biological process: regulation of DNA-templated transcription.